This is a messenger RNA of Arachis duranensis, 627 nucleotides long. RefSeq lists its product as uncharacterized. The record is from RefSeq and is a predicted model, not a curated record. Bases 1 to 627 code for a protein of 208 amino acids. The transcript has 2 exons. NCBI's taxonomy places the organism in Eukaryota, Viridiplantae, Streptophyta, Magnoliopsida, Fabales, Fabaceae.
AUGGCAAAGAGAGCAUCAUGCCAAGGUGAGGUCACUAGUCGGGAUACUCUAAGAUGGACUGACGAAAUGGAUACAACCUUCAUUGAUACUUUGAUUGAAGAAAGCCGCAAAGGUAAUAGAGUGGAUGGCACAUUUACUACAAUGGCAUAUGACAGCAUACUUUCACUUUUGAGAUCUAUCUAUGGUAACCACAUCCGCAAAGAGAAUCUUAAGAAUAGACUCAAGACUUUAAAGGAUCAUUUUGGAGUUUGUUAUGAUAAUUUUCAUGGGCUUAGUGGAUUUUUCUGGAAUCCAAUUACAAAGAUGUUUGAGGCUGAGGCUGAAGUCUGGGAAGAAUUGAUUAAGAGGAGUGGAAUGAGGAUCCAGUUACUCCUCAUGCUACUAGUUUUUACAAUGGGUCAUAGUCCUGAAAUUGGUUUAUCUAACCAAUCAACUGGCUUUCAAGGAACAUCAUUAAGAGGUACUAAACGCAAAACAACCAUGAGUGAUAAAUUAGAAUCAGAAAUGGAAACAAUGAGUAAAGGCAUUCAAGCAUUGACUGACAUGAUGAAAGAUGGGAAUCAUUUUUAUGAGAGAUCAAUUAAUAUUGCUGAAAAGCAAGUGUUAACAGCUGAAGAACAAGUGUAG